CGCUGACUAUGCGUGUUAUGCUGCUGCUGCCAGGCAGUGGUUCCCUCAGUAAGCCUUGUACAAGAUGUUGUGAGGAAGGAAAGUCCUAGUUGAGAAGGAGAAUUCGUCCUCCGGUAGCCGAGCCCAAGGUCGAUCCCCAGCAUGGGGUGGAGCAGCCACCAGCAGCUCGUCGUGGCCUACCUGGCCACUGCCCUGGCACUGAGUCAAGGCAUUGCUGGUCCGCAGAAUGUCCGCGUGCUGAACGCCACGAGCAAUUCCGUCACGAUCUCCUGGUCGAGCGUAUCAUUCCCGCCGGGUUUCACGCUGGACUCUUACCCGGUGACGGCACAACCAAUAUUCUCAUACUCUACGAAUGUUGAGCCGUAUGGAGGCACGGCGAGUUCCCAGAAGAAUUCAUUCAUGUUGCUAGGCUUGACAGCUGCGACUCGUUAUAAUAUUUCCAUCUGGGGGGAGACGGCCGACAAGAAUUACACUGAGAAAAGCUUCGUCGAGGCGUGGACCCUGAUAGGAGAUCUGACCGCGCCCCCUCGUCCCGAAACGAAGGAAGUCACAGAGGAUGGGAAACGCCUCAUCAAAGUGAAGAUCAUCCCACCUGAGAACUUCGGGGGCCCGAUAUCGAGGUACCAAAUUGUCGUACUCGAGAGCGACUCCGUGAUGGCUUUCGACCCGUCGAGGUUGAAGGAUUACAACAAAGCCAAUGAGGAGGGCACAACAUACUAUAUCGCUGGCGAGCGAGCCCCGAGCGAUAUCGAUUCAUUCUUCAUCGUGGGAGAUGGGAUAUCAAAUCCGUUGCUCCCAGAGAAUCAGAAAUUCGAUAUAUUGAUUGGAGUCAUCAGCAUGUUGAACGGAGAAACGAAGGCCGUGUACUCCGCUCCGUUGUCCGCCCACGUGUUACAUGGGAAUGUUGUAGACCUCGAAGAACCCAUGGCGCAAUCGAUGCGCCGUCGGGACGCGGUUCUGGUGUUCAUGCUUUCGGUGGCUAUUGGAAUCCUAGGCUUCCUCCUAGUUGCCUCAUUCAUACUUUAUAUUAUACUUAGAAGACAGUACAGCCAGAAGAGGCGUUCUGACGAGCUCAUCCUCAAGAUUCACGACCACGACAACGAUAAUACCUACUUCGGGAAUGGUCAUUUGCAUCUUGAAGAGGGAGCGGACCUCAAUGGCUUCUACAACAAAUUGUGCGAUCUGUACUGGCAGAUACCGAGACCCCAGCUCCAUAUCUCAGAGACGAUGUUGGGCCAGGGUACUUACGGGCCUGUGAGAGUUGGCAAAGUGUUGCGGAACGGCAAAGAGAUCGCGGCGCAGAUACAGAGAUGCGGAGCCCACUUCGCGCUCUCGGAUCGCGAUCGCCGAGUACUUCUGUCUGAUCUCGAGGCCAUGGUGAGGAUCGGGGCGCACCCGAACAUAGUAGAGUUCAUCGGAGGCUGCGAAGAGGGCGACGCUCUGUGGAUGGCCACAGAGCACCCGAACAACCCCCUCAGAGGAAUUCUUCUGUCUAGUCGACAAACUCAGGAGGACAAUCGUGUCUGCUCGAUACCGGACUAUCGACUCAUGGAGAUGGCAAUCUCAUUGGCCGACGGUUUGAAACACUUGGCCCAUCGCGGAGUGACCCACGGUCAUUUAUCCACGAGGAGCGUUAUGGUGGUGCUACCCGAUAUGGUUCCAAAGAUAUCGAACUUCUGUAUCGCCAGGUAUACCCCACUUGGGAAAAGAUUGGACUACACCAGAUGGACUGCCCCGGAAGCCAUGCGCCGACGCGUGACUCACAAGGGGGAUGUAUGGUCUUUUGGGGUCCUUCUUUGGGAGCUAUUCACGCUGGGUGGGACUCCCUUCGUGGACAUCAAAUUGAACGACGUGCAAACGAAAUUAUCCCGAGGCCAUCGGUUGAGUCAGCCUCGCGGAGUCGACACGAGUCUGUUCCAACUGAUGCUCCAUUGCUGGGAAAUGGAUCCGGAUGAGCGACCAACUUUUGAGGACCUUGCCAGGGACCUCCGCAACGUUGCAUCAGAAGAUCCCUUGAGGCUGCCCAAGCAGACCAAAUACAUUUACGAUAAAUUUGAUCCUCUGGCGGACGAAUUGUAGUUUGCACCCUGUGAUCAGAAUGCAAAACGAACUUCUGGGAGGAAUCCGUACCUCGCACCCUUCCUCAAUAAGUUCAACUCGUUCGCCGCGGGGAGAUUUUUUCCGGCGUAUGACACGCCGCGGCCUGCUAGACUCUCAUCAGAUAGGUCGGUAUGAGGGAUUCACCUCCGAGGUUGGCGUGUCAGGAACGCCGGGAGUCACUGUCUUGGACCAAUAUGGGAUUUGGAAGCUGGGACGAAUCUCAAACAUUCCUCGGAUCUUCCUU
Molecule: messenger RNA, 2344 nt
Organism: Galendromus occidentalis (western predatory mite)
Lineage: Eukaryota; Metazoa; Arthropoda; Arachnida; Mesostigmata; Phytoseiidae
Gene: Wsck
Product: tyrosine-protein kinase Wsck
Exons: 10
Coding region: 142-2079 (645 amino acids)
Biological process (GO): multicellular organism development; protein phosphorylation; cell surface receptor protein tyrosine kinase signaling pathway
Cellular component (GO): signaling receptor complex; plasma membrane
Molecular function (GO): ATP binding; protein binding; transmembrane receptor protein tyrosine kinase activity
Source: RefSeq, a predicted model, not a curated record